AUAACACGGAGUCGACGAAUCACAGUAAUAUACAAAUUACUUCAUACCAGCGUCUGUUUACGUGUACUCUACCUCCAUUAAUCCAUCUCUCUUUUUAAAAUUUAUUUGAUUUGAUUUGAUUUGAUUGAUUCACAUUCAUAUUCAAAAAUCUCUCUAUACCAAAUCAUCGUAUCCAGUUUUCUGAAAUGUCUUUCAUGCACACGUUCUUCGUUCCUGAGGAAGCCAAGGUGGGCGACUGGGAGAAGGAAAGAUAAGAAAACCCAAAUUAAACAGAAUUUACUUGUAGAUAUCCCUCUUGAUCAGGCAUGUCGACGAGUGUAUUCGGUGAUUCAAUGGUGAAAAUUACAGGACAAAAUGAGCUUGAUUUUGUCGAAUGCGAUUGCUGUGGAUUGACAGAGGAAUGCACCCUGUCCUACAUAGAGACAGUACGCGAGCGUUAUAAGGGAAAAUGGAUUUGUGGGCUCUGUUCCGAGGCCGUAAACGAUGAAGUUAAGCAAAAAUCGAUAAGCCCAGAAGAGGCCAUGGCUCGCCAUUUCAGCUUCUGCAACAAAUUUAGGUUGGCUGGGCCACCGCCGGACCCAACCCGGCAUUUGAUCACCGCUAUGAGACAGGUUUUAAGAAAAAGCUUAGACAGUCCCAAGUUCAUAAGGUCGAUGCCAAGUAGUCCCACGAAGAACAGGGGAGAUAUUAGCAUGGGGCUUACUCGAUCGGAGAGCUGUAUUCCGAGUCUGUCUGAAUCGGUUUGUUGUGGAAUUGAUGAAGAUUAUGAAUAACUAGUAAAUUCAAAGUUUCACUGUGUAUAAACAAGAAACUAAUGAAGUUUAACUCAAAAAGUGCUUAAUUCUGAUGUAUCAAUAUCAUCAAUCAUGUUAAGAAAUGAAAAUUACUUCCCUAUAAUGUGUCUGGUGUUUUCUUUCAAUUAUGUGGUUAACAAUAAUUGAGAUUCAUAUUCAGAUUUUAUAAUGAUAGGCUAUUGUCA
Messenger RNA from Olea europaea var. sylvestris, 979 nucleotides. RefSeq lists its product as uncharacterized. The record is from RefSeq and is a predicted model, not a curated record. NCBI's taxonomy places the organism in Eukaryota, Viridiplantae, Streptophyta, Magnoliopsida, Lamiales, Oleaceae. The transcript is spliced from 2 exons. Bases 306 to 773 code for a protein of 155 amino acids.